Messenger RNA from Stereum hirsutum FP-91666 SS1, 1218 nucleotides. RefSeq lists its product as uncharacterized. The coding region runs from base 1 to 1218 and encodes 405 amino acids. Lineage: Eukaryota; Fungi; Basidiomycota; Agaricomycetes; Russulales; Stereaceae. The transcript has 6 exons. The record is from RefSeq and is a predicted model, not a curated record.
AUGGCGUUCCGCACACCAGAAGAAUGGCUGGAUCAGUUUGCUCGCGUAUCCGAAGGACGUUUCCUGACUAUCGGCUUAGACAGUUUGUCAGAUCAACACAAGCAAGAAGCAAUGAACUUAGCAUGUGACCUUGUGCGUGUGUUCGCACCCGAUGUGCAAUGGUCAAUCGCCGAGGAUGGGCUCCCUGAGGUUGAAAUGGAUGUCGUCGCAUCGGAUCAGGACGAAGAGAAUGAAGAGGAGGAUGAGGAUGUCCCGCAUUUAACCCAAGAGGAGGACGACAAGCUCCUUACAGAUGCGGGGGAAUUGGCCCGGAGGCUGAAUCUUUGGCAGAGGCCUCUGACCCCUCACGACUUCAUCCACGUACUCAUGGCAGAGCAAUCCCCCCGAAAGACAGACAGGAUUGCAGAAGGUGUAGGUCUGGCAAUGCGUGGCGUCCAGUGGGCGUCCUGUGCGGAAUGGGAGGAUGCUCUCCAUGAUCUGAAGCACGACAUGACACCUACACAGCUGAGUCGGGACACUACCCGCUGUGACUUGCUCGAAUCUGUAUCCUCAAGGUUGCAUAUGAGGAACAAAAUCAUGGCUGCACACGAGGGGAACCAUGGCGCGGGAAGGGUGGUUCAGCAGAUUGUGCACCGUGUUGAGAGUGUCAAAUUUGCAGUGGACUGGCAACAACUGUCGAAGCGCGAUAAAGGUGUCUGGUUCAAGGACCACUUUCGCUUGCACUCCCACCACAGGCACCUGUUCUCCCACCUUGAUGAAGACGAUCAAGAGGUGAUUGCUCAAACUAUCAAGACUCAUCGCAUAGACUACAAGAAAUGGAAACGUUCGCUGGAGAGCAUCACGACCGCACGAAACCGCUUACUAGAGCUCAUUCGCCAUUAUGGUGCAGUCUCCCUCUUAGUCCCUUCCUGGGAUGAGGAUAUCUUGAAGCGCUCCAGAUAUGCACGAGACCAUCAGGUUAUCAUUGCUUUGAUCGACCGCAUUAUCCCUCCACAACAUGAUCCCACAGACGUGCAUGGCGAGGGAGCUCAUCCCUUAGCCAUCCACCAACCUUCGAUGCGCCACGCUGUCUGGAAUAUUGCAAACAGUUUGGGUGAUGAGGAUAUGGCUGAGUAUGUACAAGGAUUUCUUGCAUUUCUGAACGCACAUGUGGAACCCGCCCAGAGCACCAGCAUUAGCCUCGACGAGUGGCGAGUCUUUGUUGAUCGCCACAGAUGA